This is a messenger RNA of Eublepharis macularius, 4205 nucleotides long. It is a transcript of the gene EIF4B, whose product is annotated as eukaryotic translation initiation factor 4B. The record is from RefSeq and is a predicted model, not a curated record. The transcript has 15 exons. The coding region runs from base 56 to 1969 and encodes 637 amino acids. Gene Ontology annotation, molecular function: RNA binding. NCBI's taxonomy places the organism in Eukaryota, Metazoa, Chordata, Lepidosauria, Squamata, Eublepharidae.
UAUCAUCACGUGACGCCCGCAUCCGGGCCUUUUGCCUUCUCUCCCUCUUCCCAACAUGGCGGCCUCAGCUAAGAAGAAGAACAAGAAGGGGAAGACACUGACUCUGACGGACUUUCUGGCAGAGGAUGGUGGUGGUGGUGGUGGUAGUGGUGGUGGUGGUGGGCCCACCUAUAUUCCAAAACCAGUCAGCUGGGCAGAUGAGACAGACGACCUGGAAGGAGAUGUUUCUACCACCUGGCAUAGCAAUGAUGACGAUGUGUACCGAGCCCCUCCGAUUGACCGUUCCAUCCUGCCCACUGCACCUCGGGCAGCUCGGGAGCCCAAUAUUGACAGAAGCCGUCUCCCAAAGUCACCCCCCUACACGGCCUUUCUGGGAAACUUGCCCUAUGAUGUAACAGAAGACUCUAUCAAGGACUUUUUCAGAGGACUUAAUAUAAGUGCUGUUCGUUUGCCGCGAGAGCCUAGUAACCCAGAGAGGUUGAAAGGAUUUGGGUAUGCUGAAUUUGAAGACCUGGACUCUUUGCUCCGUGCUUUGAGCCUCAAUGAAGAGUCUCUAGGGAAUAGGAGAAUACGAGUGGAUGUUGCUGAUCAAGCUCAGGAUAAAGACAGGGACGAUCGCUCCUUCGGUAGAGAUCGUGAUCGCAACCGAGAUUCGGAGAGAUUCGAGACUGACUGGAGGGCUCGCCCUGCUACGGAUAGCUUUGAUGACUACCCUCCUCGCAGGAGUGAGGAUAGCUUUGGAGACAGAUAUCGGGACCGUGACCGUUACGAUUCGGACCGGUACCGUGAUGGUCCCCGAAGAGAGAUGGACCGUUUUGGGGGCAGAGAUCGUUACGAUGACCGUAGAGACUACGCUGGAGGUUAUGACUCGAGGGCAGGCAGUGGCAGAAGAGCCUUUGGCAGCGGAUACCGUCGAGAUGAUGACUUUAGGGGUGGUGGCGACCGCUACGAGGACCGUUAUGAAAGGAGGGAUGAUCGGGUGGAUAGGUGGAGCUCACGGGAUGACUACUACAGGGAGGAUAGCCGGCGAGAUGAUAGAGGUGCCACUCAGAGGCCUAAAUUGAACCUGAAGCCCAGGAGCACCCCCAAGGAAGAAGACACAUCCGUGGCUCCUGCUACGCAAUCUAGCCGUGCCGCCUCCAUCUUUGGAGGGGCCAAGCCUGUGGACACAGCAGCCAGGGAACGUGAAGUAGAAGAGAGGCUACAGAAGGAGCAAGAGAAGCUGCAGCGUCAGCUGGAGGAUGAUAAACCCAGGCUAGAAAGGCGACCCCGGGAGCGGCACCCUAGCUGGCGCAGCGAAGAGAAUCAAGAGCGAGGCGAGCGAUCGCGGACAGGGAGUGAGUCGUCGCAGACUGGCAGCACAACCCCUUCUGUGGGAACAGGCCCAACAGGAAGAACCUCACGAAGGAGGGAGAGUGAGAAAUCCUUGGAGAACGAAAGUAUCAGCAAAGAGGAGGAAGGCCUGUCUCCCACCUCGAAGGCUUCCAGGGAAGAGAAGCUUCCCCUGAAAGUGAUGCCAGCUCCUCCGCCGAAAGAGAACGCCUGGGUGAAACGCAGUAGCAACUCCCACCCGGCGCGCUCACAAAGCUCAGACUCGGACCAGCAUUCCCCUACGAGUGGCAGCCAUGCUGUGCCAUCCCUACAGUCAGAAGAUGGAGUACCCCCCAAGAGCACCCCGAGGAAAGGAGAUGAAAACAGGCCUGAUGGGGGAAAGGAGAGCGGUCUGAAAAGCCGAAGCGGGAGCUCUGGCCGUGGUCCUGGAGAUGGUGGCUGCAGAGACCAUUGGCAAGAUUCGGAUAGUGCUGACCUUUCCAGGCAAGAAAGCCAGAAGGAUUAUGACUCGAGAUCUGCAGCUGAGCCAAAGAAGUUGGAAGAGAAUCCUGCCCCUAAAUUUAUCUAUGCUAGCAAAUACGCUGCUUUGUUGGUGGAUGGCGACGACGAAGCCGAGGGAGAGGAAUACGCCGACUGAGUUCUGCGGUCCCUCCAUGCCGUCUCCUAACCGGUUGCCACCCAGGAACAUUCGGAGAGCAAAACCAAACCUUUAUUCAGACAAGACAGGAAAAAAAAAAUAAAAGCCUACAAGUCAACAUCUCCUUGGAGAGACUUUUCUUAAAACUUUUCUUUCAAAAAAAUCAAAAAAGUGAUAAGUUUCUCUUGCAUGCUGCCGCAGCCUUUAAAGUAUUGAACUAACUGGAGAAAUCCUUGCAAAACAAAAAAAUGUGUAGCAAGAGAGAAAAAUGGCAGGCAUCUUUUUAACAAAAAAGGAAUAGGCCCAGUGUGUGUGUGUGUGUGUGUGUCGGGUGUGACUCCACGCAGCUUCUGAUCACGUCUAAGAGCCCCGGGGUUCCUUCCCGUUCAGAGUGAAGGUUAGUGGUUUUUUUUUUAAAAAAAAACAGGCUAGGUGCAUGCGAGUGAGUGCAUCGAGGAAUGGGGCAGCUAAGAAAUGUCUCUUCUUUCCCCUCUCUUGCAACCUGGCUGAUGAAUUCUGCAGUGUAAUCCUGAAGCAAUCACCACGGAAGCAUUUUGUGCACUAGGGAAGGAAAGGGGGGAGAGCAAUCUUGUCUUAAUGACCAGGAGGGAGGGCGGGAGACGGCUCUCAAGAUAGGGAGGCUGUAUCUCCUUGCACAACUAAGUAAUCGCUGAGUUUAUACGCCAGGCUUUGCCAUCUUACCAGGAGGGGAGAAUCCUCAUGUUGUCCACAUUGGUAUCCAAAUUCCAGAGGUGGCAUAGGAAGCACUAAACCGGAGUGGAACCACUUCGCUAGUAAGCGCGCCCUUCUUUCCGGAGGCUUGUUUCCAAUCUCUGCAGCCCUAGCAUGAAGGCUGCCCAAAAACCGCUUCCAAAUUUUAGUUGGUAGUUUGACCAAAUGAUACGGAAACCCCCCAGAGGAGUUAGCAGAGAUUUUGCCGUUGGUUCGAACCAUAUCGGAAGCCGCUUUCCUGCGCUACCAGCUCUUGGUUCAGAGUCAGUUUUCCUUCCAAGGGGGAGCGGGGGGGGGGGGGCUGUUGUGUACGAAACAACCAUUGGAUUUGUCGAAACCCAAGAGUUUAAAAAAGCAGAGAUCUGAUAGUUGACACUUUUUUAAUGAUGUCUUUUCCUUCCGCCUCUGCAUCACUGAGGUGUGCCACUACCACCCCAAAGGCUACCACAAAUUUUAAAUAGCAUCCUUUUGUCCUUGGGCGCUGUCAGAGGUCUGGCUGGACGACAUCCUUCACAGGGACUGUUCCACUUCCUGCCUGCGGUUUGGGCCAGCACGUGCACGGUGUGGCUGGCAAAUCUCUUUCAGCCCUUAAGUAAAUGGGUUGACUUUUAAUGCCCCCCCCCCCGGAGCUUUUGGGGAGGGUGCCGUCCAGCCCCAGCGUUAUCGCAAAUCGCAGACUCGUAGGACAGAAUUCUCUUCCGUUUCCUGCUCCCACAGUCUUGUUCUUUCCCUUCUCUAUUUUGAGGGAUGGCUGUGGGGGUUCUUUCAUAGCGGGACAGAACUAGCUCGAAAAGUUUCAAAUAGCCAACUCUCAAAACAAGGAAGGCUGCAGCGUUAUCCGGCUAGAAAAGAUGGGCUUGGUGGGUAAGGGGAGGGGGGGCGAGCACGCGUGCUUGCCGAGAAGCUCACACCGUUGGGAGAAGACGGUCCAUCCCAGUCUGUUCUUGAAACCAGCCCAGACGCUGGAUUCUGCAGGUUGCAGGCAGCUGCAGUGGUUGGUGUCUUUAUAUCCGUAAUUUUUAACUACAGUUUAAAUCAGUCCUCUGAAAGCUGAAUAAUAUUGGUGUGCCCAACAGGAAGGACAUCAGAGCUGUUUUGGGGUGGGGGAAACGGGGGGGGGGGGAGACCCUUGCUGGGAGCAGAUAUGGAUUGGAAAUGCGACAUUGCUAUGACAUGCAGGGGGGGGGAGCUAUAUAUGAAGUAAUGAACUGCUAAUUUGCAUACCCCCGAAGAAAAUUCUGUUCUCCCCCACUCCCCUCUUGCGUGCACGCGCUCCCUCCGUCUCUCUGCUAUCAGAACAGGUUCACAAAUGGAUUGAGUUGCAUAUUACACCUUCUGAAGACAUGUAAAAUUUGUACAAAAUAAUCUUCUAUGAAAAUGAUUUGUAAUCUGUGUGGACUUCCUGGGAGAUGUCUUUUAUUAUGUAAAAUUCCCUCCCCUCCCCCCCACCUUGGUUUUUUUGUUUUGUUUUUUUUCCUCCAAAUAAAACUAAUCUUUAAAAUAA